This is a messenger RNA of Erythranthe guttata (spotted monkey flower), 1558 nucleotides long. The record is from RefSeq and is a predicted model, not a curated record. NCBI's taxonomy places the organism in Eukaryota, Viridiplantae, Streptophyta, Magnoliopsida, Lamiales, Phrymaceae.
CCUGUUUCCCUAGGGCUUCUGUUCUCUCUCAACUUCCGCCGGUGAAGCAAUGUCGGAUUUCAUACCCACAGACAUCCUGAUCGAAAUCCUCCUCAAACUGCCGGUCAAAUCCCUAAUCCGCUUCACCACCGUCGCCAAAUCGUGGCGGUCGAUCAUCACCAGCCGCACCUUCAUCGAUUCCCACAUCUCCGGCGGCGGCAACAACCACACCCUCCUCCUCCGGCGCUACGACAUAUCCGACAAGCUAGAACACUACUCUCUGCUCAAAACCACCAAAGGUGUAAUCUUUGGCCGCAAUUCUUCCUCGCAGCUCGUUUUUCCGUUCAAAUCCCAAAACGGGUAUUUCAGAAUCGUCGGCUGUUGCGAUGGGCUCGUCUGCUUAUUGGACGAUUUAUUCGUUAAUUGUUCGUCGCCGAUUGUUAUAUGGAACCCAUCCGUUAGAAAUCAUAUAGUUUUGCCCAACACUACUAUCAAUCCGAAAGAAGUACCCCACAUUGUUGCAUUGGGUUUCGGAGGAGUUGCUAGUCAUGUUCACAAGGUUGUGAGGCUGGUUUACUGCAGAAAAACCGAAGAUUUCGGUUUCGUCGUUCCGCCGCUCGUCGAGAUCUAUUCCGUCGGUACAGGGAAGUGGAAAAAGAUCAGCGGAGUUGACGUUCGCCUCCGGGUUCUUGAAUAUAUGUGGAAUCAAGCUUUCUUGAACGGGGUUGUGCAUUGGCUGGCUUACGAACCAAUCGAUGAAAACAAAACUACCCGUGGUUCGAUUUUGUCCUUUCACAUGGGCGAGGAGGUGUUCGGUGAAGUAGCGUUGCCCGACGAAUUGGCAAGUGAAUCCGUGACGAGUUUUUGUAUUUUCGUGAUUGGGGAAUCACUUGGAAUCGUCAAAUACGACGGGGAGGCAACUAGACAGUCGUGCGACGUGUGGUUCAUGAAGGAGUACGGUGUGAAAGAAUCGUGGAUUAAGUUAUAUAGGAUCGGUAUGUUGGAACACUUAGAAAAAGUAGUCGGGUUUUUGGAGAGCGGUGAAGCUUUAUUGGCCUUAAUGAAUAUUGGGUUAGUUGCGUAUAAUCCGUUUACUAUGCUGACUACGGAUCUUGGAAUCGAUGGGGCUCCGCGGUCGUUUUAUGUCGAUAAUUAUUCGGAAAGCUUGCUCUUGCUUAAAGGACAUGUUGUUGGAGCUGCCGAGGAGGAAUCGAGUGUACGAAGAAUCGAGAACUGAGGCAGAGAGAGAGAUAUAUGAAACGAAGUCGGUAAAGGAGACGGAAUAUCCAAGGGGCACUUUCGGUAGAGCAAAUAGAAGAGGGAUGAUGUUUUAUAGGUAAAAUAUAUUGAUCUUUUCGUAUGUACACUGCAAUUAAGGUUAUGAAUAAGUGACCGCAGUCAUUGUUUUCGUUAUUUCGAUUGCCUUGAUUUAGUGUUAUUACAUAGAGAAUGUGUGGUGUUUACAGACUUGAUACUUUGGCUAUUCAGAAUCUUGAAUUUGUUUUGGAACUUCAGUUUGUCUUGGUAAAGAGUUAAAGAUUCAUGGUGAUCGUUGUUCGAUUGCCUUGUUUUAGUGUUA